Molecule: messenger RNA, 1584 nt
Organism: Alnus glutinosa
Lineage: Eukaryota; Viridiplantae; Streptophyta; Magnoliopsida; Fagales; Betulaceae
Product: F-box protein At5g07610
Exons: 1
Coding region: 271-1476 (401 amino acids)
Molecular function (GO): protein binding
Source: RefSeq, a predicted model, not a curated record
CUGAUGGUUGUUGUCACUAAAUUUCUCCGAUUUGCGGUCGUGACCAUCAAAUCUCGGAUGGCGGUUGGAACUUGGGGUGGGGGUAAAGCAGAGGGUGUUGCAAUUUAUUGUUUUGUUGAACAACAUCAGCGGCAAAGGAAAGUGAGAGUAUAACGUACGUACGGAUAGCAUUGCUCCGGUAUAACCAUAAUAACCCUGUUGGUUCGGGCAAAGAGAUGCUUUACUCUUUUCUCUCAACCAUCUCGUUUGGUGAAAAUUGUGAGAACAACAAUGGUGAGCACUACCAAUACUCAAAACAAUGCCUCGGCAGCGGCUGAGACGGUCGGCGGCAACGAUGACAUCGUAACAGAGAUCCUCGUCCGUGUCCCGGUAAAGCCUCUUCUCCGCUUCAAAUGCGUGUCCAAGCGUUGGCUGUCCCUCAUCUCCGACCCUCACUUCUCUCGCCGCCACCACCACCACAACCACCGCCGCACAUCUCUCUCCGGCAUCUUCCUCCGCAGAAGAACCCCAUCACACUUCCAGUUUGUCUCUCUUGAUGGAACCCAUUCUAGCCCUCCAUUCACAUCCCUCGACUUCAUUGCCCGCAACAUCGAUGACCCUGCGGGUAUCAAGAUUAUACAGUCCUGCAAUGGAUUGCUCUUGUGCCGUAGCGUCAACAAUAUACUGACAGACCAGACCCAUCAUUACUACGUUUGCAAUCCGACCACCAAGCGCUUCUCAACGCUUCCUCGUCUUAGUAUUGAAGGACCCAUUACCGUAUUUGGCCAUUCCUUGGCUUAUGAUCCCUCCAAAUCGGCUCAUUACCAAGUGGUUUGUGUUCACAGCAGUACUGCCUCAGUGUAUGUUUACCAAAUCGAGAUAUACUCGUCCGAGACUCGUGCUUGGAGGCCUUGUGGCUCUACGUUCGUCGCGCCGUUCGACAUUGUGUUCGACAGCGGCGUGUUUUGGAACGGGGCGGUUCACUGGCUUAGUCCCUCGGGCUCUGCCCUGUGUUUUGAUGUUGACAAGGAGGUUCUUCUACGAAAAAUGCCGAGUCUUCCGGGUUCAGACGCUUGGGGAAAGAGGAGGUUCAGAUAUUUCGGAGAGUCUGGUGGCCAUUUGCAUCUCGUUGAGGUCUACGGUUCUCGCACAACCCAAUUCAAAGUCUUUGAGAUGGCGAGGGACUACUCUAGGUGGUUUGUGAAGUACGAGGUGGAUCUUAGCUCAAUUGUUGUCGCAUUUCCAGAGAUUGUUCGGGACUUCCUCGACCCACGUGACUCUUGUUACUAUGCGUUCAUUAUAGUUUUUGUUGUUACCAAUGAAGAGGAGGCAGAGCUCUUGUUGCACCUACCUGGUAAGAUCAUAUCUUAUAAUCUUAGGGACAGGAGUUUCAAGAAGCUUUGCGAGUUAACACCCUAUCAUAAUGAGACUAGGAGUUCGUUGCAAUUUGGAUGGCUCGAUGCAUAUCAAUAUUUCGAAACUUUGGCUUUUGUUUGAUUUUUUAUGUGACUGAAAGUUGUUUCAUAGUUGUCACCUUUCAAGUCAUUGUGGAUUUCAUUUGGUGCCCAUUAUUACUUGCAUUUCCAGAAAAUGUUGAAUUGCUAA